GCUUCUUGGCUCUGCUCGAUUCUGUAUACCAUCUCCUCGCUCUUUCCUCCUCGUACACCGUCUUGUCCCGCUUAACGUAUAGCUCUAUCAUCCUUUAACUCGUUUUCAAUAUCAUCCACCCGCCGCUCGCACAGCAACAACUGCACGUCCGUUGCCCAGUCCCCCCAUCCUCAUCACACCACAAUCUCGCGUGCUACGAUGGCAGCAGCCCUAUCCCAGCUCUCCGCCUGCGUCACUCGCAUCCUGUCUCUCACCGGCUUCCCGAAGGAGCUCAAAACCAGGGACAUCCAAGCCGCUUUCUCCGAAUGGGAGAAUGUUAACGGUGGCUUCAAGAUCAAGUGGAUUAACGAUACUAGCCUUCUGAUUGUUUUCAAUGAUGCUACCGUAGCGAAGCGAGCCUACCUGCACGCUCUUGCAUUCCCUCCUUCCAUCUUCACCUCCCCAAACUCGUCGGGCACCGCUACCAUCAAGCCGUACGAUGGCCCCGACGCCCAGGACGUUAUCCUGUCCGUUAAUUCUAGGACGCACAACAACUCCGGGCGCGGCCACAAUGUCCGUAACUCUGUCUCGCACGCGCGGGGCGUCUCCAUCAGCCACUCCUACCGUAACAACAACACUUCCAAUGGCAGCGCCCAAGCGAACGGCAGCUUGCUAGACCAAGCUGGUCGCGACCGCGACCGUGAGCCGUCGCCUACACUUCCUAACAUCCCGUCCCACCCUACGCUCAACGCACUCAUCUCCUCCUCUCUCGGGCCGGACGUCUCCCCCGUCGAUCCGACGACCUCAGACCCUGCCGUUCUUGCCGCGCAACCUGAACACGGCGCCCCGCGUAUCGGCGAUCCGGGCAAGAGGAUGCUCGGCGCGGCACUUGGAGUCAGGCACCCAGGUCUUCCUCCUCGCGUUGUCGGCGGUGCUGGCAACGGAGUUCCGGAGGUGCAGCGAGCGAUGGCAGGGCUGGUGGUCAGCGAGUGAGCGCUGUUUGUUUGAAAUGAUGUUGUAGUAUAGGCGGAGGCUGGAUGAAACAGUCGCGGAAGGUGGUCUGGAAUCGGAAUCGGCGUGCACUCAGUCAGGGGUGGAGGUUAUGUUCCCAGCAUUCUGUUCAUGAUGUUCUCUUAGCCUGUAACUGCGCAGCAUCUCGGUGUUGAUCGCUCUGUCUUUUCUGUGCCACGCUCUUGCAUCUUCCGAAUGCUCGCGUAGCAGUGAUGGUUCGCUUGAGCACAUUCAUGGUCGUCGCCGUGAGUCGCCGUGAUGCGCAUACCUUUGUAGUAUUGUCCUACCAGUUAGUUCACUUCCGUUCCUGCCUCUCAACAAUACAUCGC
This is a messenger RNA of Dichomitus squalens LYAD-421 SS1, 1319 nucleotides long. RefSeq lists its product as uncharacterized. NCBI's taxonomy places the organism in Eukaryota, Fungi, Basidiomycota, Agaricomycetes, Polyporales, Polyporaceae. The transcript has 2 exons. Bases 199 to 972 code for a protein of 257 amino acids. Gene Ontology annotation, molecular function: RNA 7-methylguanosine cap binding; mRNA binding. The record is from RefSeq and is a predicted model, not a curated record.